This is a messenger RNA of Magnolia sinica, 1701 nucleotides long. RefSeq names its product oligouridylate-binding protein 1B-like. The coding region runs from base 101 to 1375 and encodes 424 amino acids. Gene Ontology annotation, molecular function: mRNA binding. The transcript is spliced from 12 exons. The record is from RefSeq and is a predicted model, not a curated record. NCBI's taxonomy places the organism in Eukaryota, Viridiplantae, Streptophyta, Magnoliopsida, Magnoliales, Magnoliaceae.
UUUUCAUUCCCUUUUUCUCUUCUUCUCUCCCCCAAACCCCAUCGUUCUCCCUCUCUCGCUGCUCUGAUCUUGAAGAAGAAGAAGAGCAGAUCUUGGGAAAAUGCAGCAGCAGCAGAGGCUAAAACAGCAGGCCUUGAUGCAGCAAGCUCUCCUCCAGCAGCAGCAGCAGCAGCAAUCCCUCUACCAUCCCGGCCUCUUGGCUCCUCCUCAGAUAGAGCCAAUCCCAAGCGGAAAUCUGCCUCCUGGGUUUGAUUCGAGUACAUGCCGCAGUGUGUAUGUGGGUAACAUCCAUGUGCAAGUAACUGAAGCACUUCUUCAGGAGGUCUUCCAGAGUACUGGCCCCCUUGAAGGAUGCAAGCUCAUUAGGAAAGAGAAGUCGUCCUUUGGCUUUGUUGACUACUAUGAUCGCAGAUCAGCUGCGCUAGCUAUUUUGACUCUUAAUGGGAGGCAUCUGUUUGGCCAGCCUAUUAAAGUUAAUUGGGCAUACGCAAGUGGCCAGAGAGAGGACACAUCAGGUCAUUUCAAUAUUUUUGUUGGCGAUCUUAGCCCUGAGGUUACAGAUGCAACCUUGUUUGCAUGCUUCUCUGUAUAUCCCAGUUGUUCAGAUGCAAGAGUUAUGUGGGAUCAGAAAACUGGGCGUUCGAGGGGUUUUGGAUUCGUUUCUUUCCGUAGUCAACAGGAUGCCCAGAGCGCUAUCAAUGACUUAACUGGGAAGUGGCUUGGUAGUAGGCAAAUCCGUUGCAACUGGGCAACAAAAGGUGCUGGUCCCAAUGACGAAAAACAAGGCUCAGAUACCAAAAGUGUCGUGGAACUAACAAAUGGAACAUCAGAGGAUGGUCAAGAGACGACAAACGAUGAUGCUCCAGAGAAUAACCCACAAUAUACCACUGUUUAUGUGGGCAACCUUGCUCCUGAGGUUACCCAGCUGGAUCUCCAUCGUCAAUUCCAUUCACUUGGUGCUGGAGUAAUUGAGGAAGUUCGUGUACAGCGAGACAAAGGCUUUGGUUUUGUAAGAUACAGUACCCAUGCAGAAGCAGCUCUUGCCAUUCAGAUGGGCAAUGCCCGAAUUCUUUGUGGAAAACCAAUUAAAUGCUCUUGGGGUAGCAAGCCCACCCCGCCAGGAACCAGCUCAACCCCCCUUCCCCCACCGACCGCCGCCCCUUUCCCUGGACUCUCUGCAAACGAUCUCUUAGCCUACGAGCGCCAGCUUGCUCUGACCAAGAUGGGUUCGGGCCAGGCAGCUCUGAUGCAUGCCCAAGGCCAGCAUGCUCUCAAGCAGGCAGCGAUGGGAAUGGGCGCUGGAGCGAGCCAGGCGAUCUACGACGGCGGGUUCCAGAACGUCGCUGCGGCCCAGCAGCUCAUGUAUUACCAGUAAUGAGAUAAGUUUGAUUACUAUUCUCAUGGUUCCAUAAAAAAAGACAGUCAACAUCACCUACCCUUAAAUAGCCUCGAAAUGUCUUUCUUUUUCUAUGUUCUAUGAGUUUGUAUCACCUGCUUGCUGUGCUUGCCAUAAUUUGCUACGGUUGUACGGAUAUAUCAUAUAUGCUUUUGGUAUGAAGCAUUUGUAGGAAUGAGAGAUUGUAGGACAAUUUGGCUAUUUUAGUUUUGUUGAGUUUUUUUUUUUUUUUUCUUGAUCCAAUACUUGGAUAAUUUAGUAUUCAACAUGAAAAUCUAAAUCCAUUUUAUUUGGGCUGGUUUGGA